This is a messenger RNA of Copidosoma floridanum, 2331 nucleotides long. RefSeq lists its product as uncharacterized. The record is from RefSeq and is a predicted model, not a curated record. NCBI's taxonomy places the organism in Eukaryota, Metazoa, Arthropoda, Insecta, Hymenoptera, Encyrtidae.
AUGCACGAAUACGCUCAAGACGCUGUGACGUAUGUGCAAAACUAUGGAACUCCAGAUUUAUUCAUUACGUUCACAUGCAAUCCGAAGUGGACGGAAAUUGAACGUGAGUUGGAACCAGGCCAAAAUCCACAAGAUCGCCAUGACAUAAUCACCAGAGUAUUUCAACAAAAACUCAAGGUUAUGAUUGAUGUGCUUACUAAGUAUCAAGUUUUUGGUGACACACGUUGUAAUGACAUUAUAUUAGCUGAAAUUCCUGAUCCAGUCACUGAUUCCCAUCAACACGACAUUCUGACGACACAGAUGUUGCAUAGACCGUGCAAUGCAUUUAAUCCAUUAUCACCUUGCAUGGCUGAUGAAAAGUGCACAAAACGAUAUCUACGACCGUUAGUUGCUAAAACAGUCACAGGGAACCAUGGAUAUCCAGUUUAUCGUUGGCGUUCAAAAGAAGAUAAUGGUCGAACUAUCAAAGUUAAAGUUCAAAAUCAAGAGGUAGAGAUCGGAAAUAAAUUCAUUGUACCAUAUUGCCCACUGCUAUCACGAAUUUUCGAAACAUAUGCAAACGUUAAGAGUUGUCAUUCGGCCAAAUUAAUCAAAUAUCUGUGCAAGUACGUCACAAAAGGUAGCGACAUGGCCGUGUUUGGUAUUGCAUCGAAAAAUGCGAAUGACAAAAUCAUUGUAUAUUUAGCAGUGCAUUUGGAAAAUAGCCAAAGAGUUUACUUCACUAAGGCUAAUGCGGCACAACGUGCUGAGAGACCACUAUCGAUAACAUUGACUAGCUUCUUUGCAAUUGGUGAAGCAGAUCCAUUCGCAGCAACGCUGAUAUACGUUGAAAUGCCUAAGCAUUACACUUGGAAUCAAUCAACAAAGAAAUUCCAACGUCGCAAACAAGGAAGCACAGUUCCAGAUUGGCCACAGGUGUUUUCCACUGAUGCACUAGGUCGCAUGUAUACUGUUCAUCCUAGAAAUGAUGAAUGUUUUCAUUUGCGACUGCUGUUGUUAUGGAAUAAAUACAAAGACGACAUUUGUGAAGAUAUCUUGCAUCGCUUGCGCAAUCAAACGAAUAAUCCUGACAUCCAAAUAACUGAUGAAAUCUACAAUGAAAGAUUAAUUCUGAUUAAGGAUCAAUGCUUAACUACUGCAAACAUGCUACUGAUUAAAGUAGCAAUGAUUGCGCCAAAUCGAUCGAUGCGCGAUGCAUUCAACCAAGAAUUAAAUCGAGAGCUGAGAUAUAAUGUUGAUACAUUGCAGGAAUUCGUUCAAAAUAAAGUGCCGUUGUUGAAUGAACAGCAAAAACAAGUAUACGAAACAUUUAUGCAAGCGGUGGACAAUAAUACUGGUGGUGUAUUCUUGCUGGAUGCACCUGGAGGAACAGGAAAAACAUUUGUCAUUUCAUUGAUUUUGGCCACUAUUCGAUCAAGAUGUGACAUAGCUUUGGCGGUAGGAUCAUCUGGAAUUGCGGCGACUCUUCUAGGUGGCGGUCGUACUGCACAUUCUGCGCUUAAGUUGACACUUAAUUUAAACACAAUUAAUACUCUAACAUGCAAUAUUUCCCGAUCCACUGCAAUGGGAAAAUUGUUGAUGCAAUGCAAGCUCAUUGUUUGGGAUGAGUGCACAAUGGCACAUAAUAAAUCACUUGAAGCACUUAACUUCACACUGAAGGAUCUUCGGCGAAAUAACAACAUCCUUGGCGGCUUGAUGAUUUUGUUAGCAGGCCAUUUCAGGCAGACGUUGCCAGUAAUUCCCCAUGGAACGCUUACAGAUAAAUUGAAUGCUUGCCUGAAGGCAUCACCUUUAUGGAAUAACUGUGGCAAAGCUGCUGAGGAGGUGACUGCGGAUUGCAGUCACGCUGAGGCCAUGCAGCUCAGAGAGGACUGCGUCGCGCUCCAUGAGGAGUUCAAGCGUGAGCAUGCUCUCAUUGAAAAUGCGUGCCCAGCGGUGUUGCUCAGAAAUGAGUAUUUCAGUCAGAGUUCGUCUGGAGCUGCGCAGCAGGCAUACUUGAGUCACACUCAACGAGGCAAGCUCCCGGAGAUUAAGCUUCCGCAAUUCUCUGGCAACUACACAGAAUGGCUAGCAGAGCUCAUCAAGGAACUCCCUCUCACUGCUGAAUUCUUCAAGAUUGCUUGGGAUGCUCUGCUCGAGAGAUAUGGAAAGAAGCGACUUGUGCUCGCACAGCUGCUGCAGGCCAAGAGACGCAUUCCACCGAUGCGUGUUGGCAGCGUUGGGUCGCUGAUGGAUUUGGCAAUGGAGAGUCGAAAGCUCCGCAGGCUUAUUUCUGGCCUUGGCUCUACUCAAGAGGUGCUGAAUGCCUUGUUCGUGGAUGAGCUGCUAUGA